AAGUAAGAUUAAGUGACUUAAAAGUGAUGUUCUAACGAUCAAACAUUUCAAUCAAAACUAAGUUAAUGAUAGUUUGUAGUCAUGUCGGAAACACAGGAAGAAAUUAUACAUAAAGUACAGACAAAAGACGGACCAAUAUGUGGAUUAAUUGAGAAAAUAGAUAACAAAACAUACUAUAAAUUUAAGAAAAUACCAUAUGCACUGCCACCAGUUGGGCCCCUAAGAUUCAUGCCUCCCGUACCUGUUAAACCUUGGAAAGAAGAAUUAGAUUGCACCGUAGAACCUUCACCUCCAGCAUCUUUCUUAUUUGAGGAAGUAAUUGGUUCAGAGGACUGUCUUUAUAUAGAAGUAUGCGCACCAAAAAAUACUACAGGAAAAUUACUGCCUGUUAUGUUCUGGAUAGGAUCGUUUAACUUCGUUUUUAAUAUUGAUCCUUUGCUGGAUCCACGUGUUUUAGUUGAUAAAGGUGUUGUAUUUGUAAGAAAUGGGUUUCGAAUGGGGCCUUUUGGAUUUCUCUCCACCAAUGACUUUGUAGCACCAGGUAAUAAUGGAUUGAAAGACAUAAUUAUCGCUUUGCAAUGGGUUCAAAGGAAUAUAGAAUGUUUCGGUGGAGAUCCAAACAAUGUUACAUUAUUUGGCACCAGCUCUGGUGGAUCCAUAGUGCAUUACAUGAUGUUAUCUCCCAUGGCUACCGGUCUAUUCCACAAAGCCAUUAUUCAAAGUGCAUGUGCUAUGAACAAUUGGGCUUUAGAUAAGAAUCCAAAACAAGCCGUUUUAAGAUUAGCAAAGCAAUUAAAUAUAUCAAGCUCAGAUAGCUCAGAAGUUGUAAGUAUUUUGAAAACUUUACCCCAUGAAGAAAUUAUGAGCGCUUGUUAUGAAUUACAAAGUCAUGUAGAAUUUGAAGAACUUAUGUUAUAUGGUCUGUUUAAACCAUGUAUUGAAGAUGAAUUGGAAGGCAUACCGGUAUUCCUUCCGAAGAGUCCAACGUUAAUUUUGAAAUCUGGCAUGGUUAAUAAAGUGCCGUUUAUAAUAGGUGCUUAUAACUCUGAAGCCUGUGUCUUGGAAUACCUCAAAAAAAAUCUAUAUAUUAAAACGGACAUAAAAAGCGGAAUGUCAGUACUGAAAGCGAUGGGAGAAAAUGUAUUCUUAAAUAAAAUGGGCCAAAAAAUAUUAAACUUUUAUUAUGAUAAUCAGGACAGCAAAGCAGAGGAGAAUAAACAAGAAAAUAUACAAAUCAUGAGUGAUUAUUAUUUUUUGUAUAACAUGAUAAACACGAUAAAGAAACACAAAGAAAUCGCACCUGAGAGUCCUAUAUACUUUUAUAUUAAUAACUUCGCUGGUGGGUGGGCAGUUCCAAAAUAUUUGAACUUUUUCAACCAGCUGGGGCAUUCAGCCGAUAUUCCUUUUAUUUUUAAUGUGAGAUCAAAAGAAGGCGACGUUUGCAAAGGUAAUCGUGACUCAAUGCUGAUGAGAUCUAAAAUAAGUCAAAUGUGGACAAAUUUCGCCAAAUUUAGCAACCCAACGCCCGAUGAAGAUGAUCCAUUAAUUAAUAUAACUUGGGACCCGGUGACAAGUAAAGAUGAGCUGAAUUAUCUCAGCAUAAGCCCGAACUUCACGAAAGGAGUGAAUCCAUUCCAAGACCGGAUGGCAUUCUGGGACGAAAUUCACAAGGAGCACCAGUUUCUUCAAGUCCUUACACACUUCAAUGACAGUGGAAUUGUAUGGUAAUAUUUUAUAUUUUCAUUAUAAUAACUUUUGUUUUCAUUAUAAUAUAAAAAAAUAGUA
Messenger RNA from Papilio machaon (common yellow swallowtail), 1785 nucleotides. RefSeq names its product juvenile hormone esterase. Lineage: Eukaryota; Metazoa; Arthropoda; Insecta; Lepidoptera; Papilionidae. The record is from RefSeq and is a predicted model, not a curated record. The transcript has 4 exons. The coding region runs from base 82 to 1728 and encodes 548 amino acids.